CUACUACAAUAUAUCUCAAAAAUCGUUGCUCUGUUUAGUGAAAAAAAUAACGACUCCCUAUUUUUCGUCUAAUAUUUCACAAAAUGAGUGACGUGGAUAAGUGGAUAGAGAUCGCGAAAAGGUGUAAAUAUUUACCUGAAGAUGACUUGCGGGAGCUUUGCAAUAUUGUUUGUGACUUGUUGUUGGAGGAGCCCAAUGUACAACCGGUGCAGACACCUGUAACUGUCUGCGGUGAUAUACAUGGCCAGUUUUAUGACCUAGAAGAAUUAUUUCACAUAGGGGGCCAGGUGCCUCACACAAAGUAUAUAUUUAUGGGUGACUAUGUGGACCGCGGCUACUACAGCUUAGAAACACUCACACUACUUAUGGCACUAAAAGCUAGAUAUCCAGACAGAAUAAUCUUACUAAGGGGGAAUCAUGAGACUUGCCAAAUUACAAAAGUAUAUGGCUUCUAUGAUGAGUGUCUCAACAAAUAUGGGAAUGCGAAUGCAUGGAAAGAUUGCUGUAGAGUGUUUGAUUUGCUAACAGUUGCUGCUCUAAUAGAUGAGACGGUCUUAUGUGUCCAUGGAGGACUGUCACCAGACAUUUCUAUGUUAGAUCAAAUUAGAUGUAUUGACAGAAAUCAACAAAUACCCCACAAAGGAGCGUUCUGUGAUCUUCUGUGGUCAGAUCCAGCUGAUGUUAACAUGUGGUCGGUGAGCCCAAGAGGUGCAGGAUGGUUGUUUGGUAGUUAUGUCACAGAGCUUUUUAUGAAUUACAACAAUUUGAAUUUAAUCUGCAGAGCACAUCAGCUAGUAAAUGAAGGUUUCAAAUACAUGUUUGAUAAACGUCUGGUGACAGUAUGGUCAGCGCCCAACUACUGUUAUCGCUGCGGCAACGUCGCCUCCAUAUUAGAGUUCAAUACAGUAAAUGACAGAGUCCCUAAACUGUUCCAAGCAGUUCCUGAUAGUGAAAGAGAAGUGCCCCCACAGCACACUACGCCUUAUUUCCUGUGAAAUAGCUUAUAAGCCUAAGUGAAAGUAUUCCCCAA
Messenger RNA from Spodoptera exigua (beet armyworm), 1030 nucleotides. The record is from the annotation of a GenBank genome assembly. NCBI's taxonomy places the organism in Eukaryota, Metazoa, Arthropoda, Insecta, Lepidoptera, Noctuidae.